CCUUCUGGAGACAGAGCUCGAGGGAGGAGACUGGCGGGCAGCUGGGCAGCUGGGCAGCUGUGGACGGAGGCCGGGCACAACACAACCAGACUCUGCGAGAGUUGGUGCCAAGUCCAGCUCCAGAUCGCCUGCCCUGAAGGGGCCUCACACAACCGAGGUCAAGAAGUGUUAAGAAGGAGGUGUUGGGGCCACCACUUUACCCAGCCCGGGAAGGACUUAUCUUACCUCUCAGCUGGACCUUGCCUCAGCUCUGUGAAUCAGUCAGCAGAGGAAGACAGAUCUACAGAGAGCCAAGGGCUACAGGAGCAGUGCUCACACAAGUGGCUCCAGCCAAGGUCCUGCUGGCUUCUCUGUCACCAAGGAGAGGAGCACCAUGCUGGGCCCUCACUUCCCACCCCCAGCCCUUGGGCCCAGCGAAGGGACACCUUCCUCCUGCAGCUUUCAGAUCCCUGAUGGGAGCUAUAGGUGUCUGGCUCUGGAGGCAGAGGAGAGCAGCAGCGAAGAGGGCCUACAGGGAGAGAUGGGGCUCACGGACCCUGAAGAGGACAAGGUGGCCUGCAGAGCCACACAAGAGGUCCCACAGCUGACCAGAAUCCUGGGCACUUGGCCAUCCAGCUGCUCCAGAGAAGCCCAAGGGGGGACCCAGCAUGACGAUAGGUCCAGCCAGGAUUGGGAUGUGGUGACAGCCCGGAGGGUGAUGAUAUCCAGCCCCAGUCCUGGUCCUGAGCUCAGGGUGGCCCAGAAACCAGCCUUGGGCCGGAGCACCAGCCUCACCGAGAAGGACCUGAAGGAGGCCAAGGCUCGGAGCCAGCAGAUCGCAGCCCAGCUGACCACUCCCCCCAGCUCCAGCUCCCGGGGCGUCCAGCUCUUCAACAGGCGCCGCCAGAGGGUGAAUGAAUUCACUUGGGAGAGCCAAGGCCAAAGGAGACCGAAGCCCUGCCAGGAGACCCUCAGGGUGCUCCCUGUGCCCCCCCCCGGCCAUGCUCCAUGGUUCCCCCUGAGUUCACCUUCACCAUCCAAGCCAGGCCUUCCAAGGCACCCCAGCCCCCAGAUCCCCAGCAGAGGGGUCCCUAGCCACAGCAUGGAGGGGUACUCAGAGGAGGCCAGCUUGCUGCGGCACCUGGAGAAGGUGGCCAGUGAGGAGGAAGAGGUGCCACUGGUGGUAUAUUUGAAGGAGAACGCAGCCCUGCUGACAGCCAAUGGGCUUCACCUGUCCCAGAACCGGGAGGCCCAGGAGUCCCCACCAACUCCUCCUCCAGCUGAGGUCCACAGUCCAGCUGCAGAUGUCAACCAGAACCUGUCCUCACCCAGCACCACGAUCACCACACCAGCUUCUAACAGCAACUGCAACCUGCUGGCCACAGACAUCAAUCAGAACCCUCCAGUAACUGUCAUCCCACAGAGCCCUUCGCUUUCUGGGGUCCAGCAGAAUUCUCCUGCUGCACAGAACAUAACAAAUGGCACAACACCUGAGUCCAAAACCAGCGCCCCAUGUGCUGAUGGGCCACCCCAGGCGCCGGUGGAGGAGGUGAUAUCCAGUGUACUCCUAAUUGAUAAGGUAUCUACUCCACCGACUACUACCAGCACCUUCUAUAGAGAAGCUACUCCCAUCCCCAGCUCUGAGCCUCCAGGUCCAGACUUCAUGUCCAGCUCCCUGCUCAUCAACAUCAAGCCCAGCACCCUAGUGAUGUCAGCAGAGCCUGAGAUGUCUGGGCGGGCACCUGCCACCACACCCACCAAGGUGUACAGUGAGGUCCACCUCACACUGGCCAAGCCUCUAUCAGUGGUCAACAGGACGGCCAGGCCCUUUGGGAUCCAGGCACUAGGGGGCACCAGCCAGAUGGAGCAGAGUCCCAUGGUGCAGAGGCGACAUCUUGGGGAGAAAGCCCCGGCUCCCCAGCCCCCCAGCGUGGUAGACAGGAGUCCCCGGCCUCAGAGACAUGUCAUGUCCUACAGCCCCAUGGUGGAGAGGAGGCUGGUGGGGCAGCGAAGCCCGGCCCUGGAGAGACGGCCCUUGGGGAACUUCACCCCUCCUCCCACCUACGCGGAGACCCUGUCCACAGCGCCCCCAGCUUCCCGGGUGCGGUCUCCCCCUUCUUAUUCUGCCCUGUACCCUAGCUCUGACACCAAGCCUUCCCAUCUGAAGGGCCAGGCAGUUCCCACCAGCAAGACGGGCAUUUUAGAGGAGUCCAUGGCCCGCCGGGGCAGCCGGAAAUCCAUGUUCACUUUCGUGGAGAAGCCCAAGGUGACCCCGAACCCAGACCUGCUGGAUCUGGUCCAGACGGCCGACGAGAAGCGGAGGCAGAGGGACCAGGGGGACACGGGUGCAGAGGAGGAGCCCUUUGCGCUUGGGGCUGAGGCUUCCAACUUCCAGCAGGAGCCGGGCUCUCGGGAGAGAGCCAGUCCCGCGGCGGCCGAGGAGGCUGUCCCUGAGUGGGCCUCCUGCCUCAAGUCGCCUCGCAUCCAAGCCAAGCCGAAGCCCAAACCCAACCAGAACCUCUCGGAGGCCUCUGGGAAGGGCGCGGAGCUCUACGCGCGCCGCCAGUCGCGGAUGGAGAAGUACGUCAUCGAGUCUUCGGGGCACGCUGAGCUGGCCCGCUGCCCUUCGCCCACCAUGUCCCUGCCUUCCUCCUGGAAAUACUCCACCAGUGCCCCUGGGGCCUUCCGAGUGGCGUCCCUGAGCCCCGCGCGGACCCCGCCGGCCUCCCUCUACCACGGCUACCUGCCUGAGAACGGCAUCCUGCGCCCAGAGCCCACCAAGCAGCCGCCCUACCAGAUGCGGCCUUCGCUCUUUGUCCUCUCGCCCAUCAAGGAGCCCAGCAAGGCCUCAGCCCGAGCGCCACGAGCGGCCUCAUCCAGAGCGGCCUCGGCCCGAGCUGCCUCCCCACGAGCUGCCUCCCCUGCCAAGCCGAGCUCCCUGGACCUGGUGCCCAGCCUUCCCAAAGCCGGGCUCCCGCUGUCUCCGGCUCUGCGUCGGCCCUGCCGCUCCUCGCCGGGCCUCUGCGCUUCCUCUGGCCAGGACGGCCUGCAGCCCACGGCUGUGAGCCCCACCUACAGCAGUGAUGUCUCCCCCGUGUCUCCCUCCAGGGCGUGGUCUCCCCGAGCCAAGCAGGCCCCCAGGCCCUCGUUCUCCACCCGGAACGCAGGAAUCGAGGCUCAGGACCGCCGGGAGAACCUGCCUACCUCCCCGCCCUGGACGACCGCCGCGUCCCGGCCCCCCAGCAGCCUGGAUGGCUGGGUGAGCCCGGGGCCGUGGGAACCAGGACGCGGGAGCAACAUGAGCAGCCCCCCGCCGCUGCCGCCGCCGCCGCCCAUGUCCCCCUCGUGGAGCGAGCGCUCCGUGUCCCCGCUGCGACCCGAGAUCGAGGUGCGUCCCCCCAGCCGCCAGCUGCAAGCGCUCCUGGCGAGGAACAUCAUCAACGCGGCCCGGCGCAAGAGCGCCUCCCCGCGGCCGGCGGGCGCCGAGAGUCUGCGACCCUUCUCCCCGCCCAAGGUGCCGCCGGUGCCGCCGGUGCCGCCGCCGCCGCCGCCGCGCAUGCGCUCGCCGCAGCCGGUGCGCCCCAGCGCAGGGCCUUCCUGCUUGGCGGCGUUUGCUCGCGUCCAGCGCAGCUCUCUGCAGGCCGCGCCUUCGUCCUGCACCGGUCCCCGGAGCCCACUGCCUGCGCCGCCUAGGCCUCUCCCCUACCGCCGCUCGCCCACGGACUCUGACGUGUCCCUGGACUCCGAGGACUCCGGGGUUAAGUCUCCGGGCAUCCUUGGUUACAACAUCUGUCCCCGCGGGUGGAACGGCAGCCUGAGGCUCAAACGCGACAGCCUCCCCGCUGAGGCUUCGUGCAGCACCUAGAGCCCCAGCUCCACCCCGGGAGGGCAAGCCAGAAACGUCACCAGGCUUCGGGGACCCAGCACCGCCACCCGGAGGGGUCCGGCCUCUAGAUAGCCUCAGACAUAAGGGGCCAAAGGAGGAGGGAGUAGGGGCCCAAGCUGGGGUUGGUUGUGUAACCGAACUGUUUGCUGCGUGGCACGACUCUGUCCCAGUCGGACGCGCAGCUUUCCCAUUUGUUUAACGUGGCCUUGGACAAGACAGUCUGCAAAUGUCUAAAUUUCCCCUUCCAUCAACACACACAUUUGUGCCUUAAAGGAGGCAGUUGUGUGUGCAUACGGACCCUUGGUCGAGCUGUGUUUCAGGUUCCAUGCCCCUUCCUCCUCACUCUGCUCUAGAGUCUGGCAAAUGAGCAGUGUCAGGACUGAAGCCAUGUCCCAAGUCCAGGCCCUGGCUUGACCAUCCUGCUCCCUGGCACCGAGAUUUAGGAGCAGCUGUUUUCCACCCCUUCUCAGAGAAGGUCUAUUUUUACCCAGUGACCUUUAGAGAGAUCCCCCAGGCCAGUUCAAGGUGCCUUGCUGGCUUCUGUGGAGAGAAGAGACAGGACAUUCUCCCCAGGCCAUGUCAUGAUACUUUCUCCACCCCAGCUCAGCCUAUCCAGGGAGGAGCACUGUAAAGCAAUGACUUUCCUCAGGCUUACCUUUGGGCCUCCAGGCCAUCAGUCGCUUCUGGACCCAUUCACGACAGGCUCUGGGUUCAAAGCUGAGGGAAGGAGGAAGAGUUACUGAACUACCUGUGGCCUUGCAUGCUUGGCCUCAGUUGGGGGUCCCUAUUUGGAAGGAGGGAGGCAGAGCUUUCCUUGUUAGAGACAGUGUGCAAGCCAUGGCCAGGAUGCAUAGAAGUAUAGCAGGGAUGGCAUUGGCUCAGAUGACCAGUGAGGGCUCUUCCAUGCUGAAAUGUGUUCCAUGGUAUUAGGAAGUGGGAAAGAGUGGUGGUGGAGGGUCUGGCCUUGAAUUCAGGGCAGAUGACCUUGAGUGGGGAGGUAAGAGGUUAGGCCAGACCCUGCCUGUGUUUCUGGCCAUCUGGGAAGUGUCCCCCUCUUCAGUUUCUGUCCCCAGCCCCAGUGUCCAUAUCACACUCAGAAGAGUGGACACCACCCCAUCCAUCUCUUUCCCAUCACUUGCUGGCCUGACUCAUGCCUGGUACCCAGUGACCUUGGGAAGUCUGGCCACAGCUCCUAGCCUGUUCCUUAUACCUUAGUGGCCAUUUCCGAUCCCCAGGAGAGACCUGGGGAGGCAGAGUUCUGUAAUUUCCAGAGUUGGCUAGUGGUGCCCGCUAGAGAUUCAGGAUGUCAGCUUCAGGAUACUUGGAAUGGGUGAGUGGUGGGUGGCUGGAAUUGGCCAUGGAUCAAAUGUGGGUGGGUGAAAGCAUAUCAGGAUGUUACUAGAGGUGAGCGACAGAGUGUGCUUCGGGUUAGGAGAAGACUUCCCCAGCCAUCAAGGUGACGUUAGACCUGGAACCCCUGAGUGAGGCUAGGGGAAGCUGGGUCAAGAUGAAAGAGAGUCAGGGUUGGGUGGGGGCACUUUGGAACAACCGAGUAAUAUUAGUGGUGUCCUACGGCCUAAGGGCCGGGGACACAGGUCCCGUUCGGGGGAAGGUGAGAAGGUGUUCCUGCUUAGUUAAUAAGGAGCUACCACAUUUACCAAAGUCCUUGCCUGCUGAAGGGUCUCUUGUAGCAUGGGAGACAGGGGUUAGAGUGCCUCAGAGAAGGGACAUGAUCAGGCCUUUGGCUGACUAGCACAGAGGAUCCAUUUCUUCCUGCAUUUCCCAAAAGGGCCAGCAAGAGGCAGCCUUGGGAAAACGCAGCUCUGUCCUGAGCUGUCCUCUCAUGGGAACUUCCUUCUCUCCUGCUCGCUUCUCUGACACACCAGAGCUUGCCUGUGUGCUGCCUCUGCCUCCUGUAGAAUUCAGCUCAAUAAAUGCUUUCUGAAAUC
Messenger RNA from Heterocephalus glaber (naked mole-rat), 5814 nucleotides. It is a transcript of the gene Synpo, whose product is annotated as synaptopodin. Gene Ontology annotation, molecular function: actin binding. Gene Ontology annotation, cellular component: stress fiber; nucleus; Z disc. Gene Ontology annotation, biological process: modification of dendritic spine; positive regulation of actin filament bundle assembly; spine apparatus assembly. NCBI's taxonomy places the organism in Eukaryota, Metazoa, Chordata, Mammalia, Rodentia, Bathyergidae. The record is from RefSeq and is a predicted model, not a curated record.